Molecule: messenger RNA, 1137 nt
Organism: Rosa chinensis
Lineage: Eukaryota; Viridiplantae; Streptophyta; Magnoliopsida; Rosales; Rosaceae
Exons: 4
Coding region: 1-1137 (378 amino acids)
Biological process (GO): DNA integration
Molecular function (GO): nucleic acid binding
Source: RefSeq, a predicted model, not a curated record
AUGGUAGUGGAUGAUUGUGGCGGGGGUGUAAGGUUCGUUGGCGGAGGGUUGGAGAGGCCUAGAUCUGACCAAGGGGUAGUGUUGGGUGAAAAAGACCCAAAAGGAAUUUGGGUAUUAGCAGAAGUGGUAGAGGAAGAGGCGGUGACUACGGAUGAGGGGGAAGGUAUGAGGAAGGAUAUGAAGCAGUUUGUGGCUACAUGUGACCAAUGCCUGCGCCAGUCCUAUGAGGCUAUUAACCCUCCGGGACUUCUCAAUCCCUUACCAAUUUCGGAGAACGUUUGGCUUGACAUCUCCAUGGACUUCGUGGAUGGCCUCCCUAAUUCUUCCGGCAAGAACGCGAUCAUGGUUGUAGUUGAUAGACUAACCAAGUACAGCCACUUCAUCGGUGUCACUCACCCAUACUCGGCCAAAACAAUUGCCGAGGUCUUCCUCAAGGAAAUCUUCCGUUUGCACGGUAUGCCCAAAAUGAUUGUGUCUGAUCGUGAUCCCAUUUUCCUGAGCAAUUUCUGGAAGGAUUUCUUCAAACUUCAAGGCCGAAUGGUGGUUCAACACCACACACCAUUCUACUAUCAAGAUGACAUCCUUCGAAGCACUAUACGGCUACCCACCUCCUCCGUCUUGCUAUACAUGCUGGGAUCGAUUUCUGUCCAAAUUGUUGAUGAGGCCUUACAACAAAGGGAUGAACUCCUCAGGAAUUUGAAAUCCAACAUGGAAUUUGCAAUUGGGGAUUGGGUUUACCUGAAGCUACAUCCUUAUCGCCAGAAGUCCCUCGUGAAACUCCCUGCCAACAAAUUGGCCCCAAGAUAUUACGGUCCAUUCCAGAUCACGGCACGCAUUGGGCAACUGCCCUACAAACUUGCUUUGCCCCAUCAAGCACGCCUCCACCCAGUGUUCCAUGUGUCCUUGCUGAAAUGGCGAAUCGGCGACAUGAAACAUGUUUCACCCACCUUGCCUCCAUUUGAUGAGAGUGGCGAACUCAUCUGGUCUCCAGAAGCGAUCCUCGAUAUGCAGGCCGUGAAACACAAGAAGCACCAGGUUACUCAAUGGCUUAUCAAAUGGACCGGGCUCCCAGUGGAGGACGCCACUUGGGAAUCAGCUCAAGAGAUUGUCUCUCGUUUCCCUUCCUUUAGCAGCUGA